Messenger RNA from Coregonus clupeaformis (lake whitefish), 3079 nucleotides. RefSeq names its product protein FAM110A-like. The record is from RefSeq and is a predicted model, not a curated record. Lineage: Eukaryota; Metazoa; Chordata; Actinopteri; Salmoniformes; Salmonidae. The transcript has 3 exons. Bases 596 to 1849 code for a protein of 417 amino acids.
UUUCACAAAGUGUAAUGAAUUCACACUCCAUAACAGUAGGCUGACACAGCCCACACAGAAGGUGGCGGCAUGCACCUCUAACGUAUGUUUGCAGACAGCCAUAAUACCAUAGAAGGAGAAGAAAAAGUAGUAGUCAGGUAGGGGAACGAGAAGGAGGAGCACGUGAGCAAUCUGACAAGUUUGGCUGGUCUGUUGCUCCUUUCCAUUCUGGCUCUGCAGUAGAAUUCUGCAGUUUGUAUCGUCUGUGGCGUGCUGAGCUGUGGAGAGAGGCCCAGAGUUCUGUUGGGGACCUGUAAGAUAUUACUUCCAUUCUAAAGUAGGAGUGUGUGUGGAGGGAGAGGAGGAGCGACAUCGAGAUGAAGAGAUAAGGAACAUGCAGGACUUUAGGGCACCAGGGUUCAAGUGACACCCCCAUGGGAACUGGAAGAAGAUGGAAUCAUAUCAGCCACACAGCAACAUCCUGUCAGCUUUUAGGGACUUGUGUAUAGGGAACAGUAUGAUCCUGGACUGAAGGCAUCUGAAGAAAAGGCUGGAUAAAGACAGGAGUCAAGGACAAACAAGCCCACUCGUGCUACCUCCCAACCCCACCUCCAGCAUGCCUGUGGAGACCCUCCAGCCUGGCCUAAGACGGCCGGUGGCCGUGAGGGCUGCUGCUGCUGGAAUGCCCAACCGCCUUCUCAUGCCCAACCGCCUCCUCCUACAACCAAGAACAGCGGCAGCAGCUGAGCCCAGGCAGAGCGCAGUGGAGAGGCUGGCAGCAGACAAGGCUAAAUAUGUCAAGAGCCAGGUGGCCCUCUCCAAGCAGCAGCCAAUCAAAGUGCCUCCGCCUGUCAUGCGCAAGCCUCUGAUGUCCCCGGCCCCCGCCCUGCGGCCCACCCGUAAGGCCCAACCGCCUCGCCCUAACUACACCCAGCAAGGGAGUUCCCCACUGGACCUGGAGCACCUGAGUAACCUGAUCAACGGGGUGGGUGAGGCUGAAAUUCCCCCCACCUCCCCUACCACCCCCACCAUGGACCCAGUGGAGAGUAGUCAGGCCUCUGACUGCCCCACCACUACCAACUCUCCCUGUCCCUCUCCAGUCUCUGCUGGGUCGGGGGCUGCUGAGAGUAUCCAGACCCCCUGUCCUGAGUGGUCCACCCCAGUCAAAGUAAGGGUAAAUGCCUCUGGCCCACUAAAUCCUACAGAGUCUCCUACUGCAGUGACCAUACGUAGAUUGGACGUCAUACCCCAACCCCACCACACCAUGCCAGUGAGGACGCCCCUUAGAGCACAGCAGCAGCCCAUGGCUCUGCAUCCACACACCCAGAUCCACAACGCUAUGUCAUCUCUGCGUCUCCACCACCCCCGAACUACCUAUACACCAGGCCAUGCAUCUCCUAAACCUGUCCCAGCCCCUCCACCACAAAACUACACCCCAACCCCCACCUCCCCGUCUACCCCCAUCCAGCUCCCAUCCAACCCCCCCAUACUCCCGCCCUCCCCGUCGGUCACCCGCCUGUCGUCCGGUACCUCCAGGAAACGUCCCUCUCUGACCCGCUCCAAAUCAGACAUGAGUGACCGUUACUCACGGGCCAGUACUGAGCUGGAGCGCUUCUUCAACCUGUGUGGUUUGGACCCUUCGGAGAUGGAGGUGCUGAAGGGGCCGGGCUCAGACAUCGCCUCCCUUGCACAGUUCCGCAGUGCCAGCGCUCCUGGGUCAGAGUGUGCAGGCCAGGAGGGUGAAGAGGAAGGUGGGGCUGCAGAGCCAGCUCCCUAUGGCAUCUCAGUAAUUGAGAGGAACGCCAGAGUUAUCAAGUGGCUUUAUGGUAUCCGCACAUCCAAGGAUAGUGCCAGGAGCACCAACCUUUAGGGCCAUGAGAGACUGAUGUAAAUAGAGGCAGGGGAGAAAAACAUGGAGGUAAACUUUAAACACAAUUCCUGUACAGAGAAAAAAGCAGGAGAACUGUUACCGCCGGUAUAAACCAACUAAGGAAAAUGAAAGGAAGGGACUGAUCUGGACUAAUAGUGAAGGAAACUGUCUGUCAAUGCAGUUUGAUACAGUGUUGGAUAUCAUUUGUGCACAUUUAUUUUAUUGCAAGGUACUUGGUACUAACACCUGUUUCAUCCAGCGCAAGGAAGCAGUGUUUGGUGAAUGGGGCUUCUAUUGAUGAGGGUCCUCCGUCCCUCAUCUCCCGUCGGUCCUCAAGGAGGCUCAGAAAAGGCUGGAUGUCCACAGCUACUCACUUUCCUCCAGCCAUUAUCAUUGGUAGUUCCAUGGUGAGGCACAUCUUAGUUCCUGGAGCUAAAACUCUGUGCUACCUGGGGGCUACGGUGAAGGAUAUCACAAUAUUUAUUUUUCUGUCCUCACCUUCCUACAGCCAAGGGCUGCUGCUGUUGUAGUGCAUGUGGGAUCAAAUGAUAUCAAAAAGGGUAAAUCAUGGCUAAUGAAACAGGAUUUUAUUGAGCUGAUCAACACCCUAAAAGGCUCUGAAAGCAGCCGAUUAUCUCUGGUCCUGUGCCAUCGCUGAGUUGCAGCUGCAAAAGGUUCUGCAGGCUUUUAGCACUUCAUAUCUGGCAUAUCUCUGAAAGAACUUCUAAGCCUAUUCACAAUGAUAUUGGGCUGGAUGCUGAUAGGGGAAACUUGCUGAAUGAUCAGAGAAAUGGUCAAAGCUUUUCAUUUAGGCUAUUUACAGAAAAAUAAGUCCUGGAUGGUUUGCUAGCCAUAGACAACAAGAAAUCCACAAUGAUGUGCAGCGCCCAUCAUUGUUGGCUCAAUAACCCACAUUUUUUAUUUAACAUUGUUAUUGGGAAAUAUUCCAAAAUUAUGGAAAUCAGCUCUUGUGCUGCCACUCCAUAAGGGCGGGGAUAGUAGUGAUAUUAAUAGUUAAUCGCCCCAUUUCAAGGCAUCCUUGUCUAGCUAAGAUUCUCGAAUCCUUGGUAAAUGCACAACUUUGCUCUUUUCUAUCUGAGAAAUAUAUUUGGAAUGUAAACCAAUCAGGAUAUAGGCCUGGCCAUAGCACUAUUACAGCAACCACUUUAGUUGUUAAUGAUCUUGUCAAUACUUUAGACACUAAAAUGAAAUGUGCGCUUUGUUUGUGGA